This is a messenger RNA of Solea senegalensis (Senegalese sole), 4263 nucleotides long. RefSeq names its product NACHT, LRR and PYD domains-containing protein 12-like. Lineage: Eukaryota; Metazoa; Chordata; Actinopteri; Pleuronectiformes; Soleidae. Gene Ontology annotation, molecular function: protein binding. The coding region runs from base 218 to 4165 and encodes 1315 amino acids. The transcript is spliced from 15 exons. The record is from RefSeq and is a predicted model, not a curated record.
GAAAACAACAUGCUGAUACUAAACUGAGUCGAGUCGAUUAGAGUAAAGUUGAGAUCAGAGCAGUUAUUUGAUCACAUUCAUCACAUUUCCUUCAGAUGAGACUUGAGAAAACUUUGGUCUGUGGUUUGUUUCCUGUUCAGCAGCAGAAUCACUUCACAGACGUUCAGCAGCUUCAUGACGAUCAUUUCCUGCUUUCACAAGCAGGUGGCGCUCUGCUAUGAAUCAGAUCAAGGCCAGUGAAGAGGAAGCUCCGCCCUCUAAAACCACUCUGUGUGAGGAACAUGAGGGUCAGAGGAGGAUCCAUCAACAGAGACCAGACUCUCCCAGACCUGGACCUGGACCCAGCUGUGUGUCCAUGAAGAGUGACCGGUCCAUGUAUGAACCUUUGAACUUCAAACAAGAACAGAGGAGGAUCCAUCAACAGAGACCAGACUUCACUGGACCUGGACCUGGACCCAGCUGUGUGUCCAUGAAGAGUGACUGGUCCAUGGCUCAACCUGUGAGCUUCAAACAAGAACAGAGGACGAUCCGUCAACAGGGACCAGACUCUGCCAGACCUGGACCUGGACCCAGCUGUGUGUCCAUGAAGAGUGACUUGUCUAUAGGUCGUUAUAUUAACUUCAAGGAUGGACAAAAACAUGGUGAACGAAUAGUUGAUCAGCAGAGGACAGAGGUUCUCAGUGGUCAGUCUGUCCAGCAGCAUGGAGCAGACCUGGACUCCAUAUUUAAGCUGCUGGAGGAGAACAUCAUCUGCUUUGUGAAGAACGAGCUGAAGAAGAUCCACAAGGUUCUGGAUACAGAUCACACAGAAGUCUCAGAGAGUCAGAGGGAGGAUGAGGAGCAGAGGAGCAGCAGAGAGGCCUUUCUGAAGAUCACAGAGGACUUCUUAAGGAGGAUGAAGCAGGAGAAGCUAGCUGACGAAAUCAGAGCUCCAGCUUGUCGACGUGAGCUCAAAUCAAACCUGAAGAAGAAGUUCCAGUGUUUGUUUGAGGGUGUGGCUAAAGCAGGAAACCCUACCCUUCUGAAUGAGAUCUUCACAGAGCUUUACAUCACAGAGGGAGGCACUAGCGAGGUCAAUGAAGAACAUGAGGUCAGACAGAUUGAUAGAGCUUCCUGGAAACCAGACAGACCAGAAACAACCAUCAGACAAGAAGACAUCUUUAAAGCCUCAGCGGGAAGAGACGGACCAAUCCGAAGAGUGAUGACAAAGGGCGUGGCUGGCAUUGGGAAAACAGUGUUAACACAGAAGUUCACUCUGGACUGGGCUGAAGACAAAAGCAACCAGGACGUACAGCUCAUGUUUCCCUUCACCUUCAGAGAGCUGAAUGUGCUGAAAGAGAAGAAGUUCAGUUUGGUGGAACUCAUCCAUCACUUCUUCACUGAAACCAAAGAAAUAGGAAUCUGCAGGUUUGAAGACUUUAAGGUGGUCUUCAUCUUUGAUGGUCUGGACGAGUGUCGACUUCCUCUGGACUUCCACAACACUGAGAUCCUGACUGACAUCACAGCGUCCACCUCAGUGGACGUGCUGCUGACAAACCUCAUUAGGGGGAAACUGCUUCCCUCUGCUCGCCUCUGGAUAACCACACGACCUGCAGCAGCCAAUCAGAUCCCUCCUGACUGUGUGGACAUGGUGACAGAGGUCAGAGGGUUCACGGACCCACAGAAGGAAGACUACUUCAGGAAGAGGUUCAGAGAUGAGGAGAAGGCCAGGAGGAUCAUCUCCCACAUCCAGACAUCACAAAGCCUCCACAUCAUGUGCCACAUCCCAGUCUUCUGCUGGAUCACUGCAACAGUUCUGGAGAACAUGCUGAAAACCAGAGAUGGAGGAGAACUGCCCAAGACCCUGACUGAGAUGUACAUCCACUUCCUGGUGGUUCAGUCCAAAGUGAAGAGGGUCAAAUAUGAUGGAGGAGCUGAGACAGAUCCACACUGGAGUCCAGAGAACAGGAAGAUGAUUGAGUCUCUGGGGAAACUGGCUUUUGAGCAGCUGCAGAAAGGAAACCUGAUCUUCUAUGAAUCAGACCUGACAGAGUGUGGCAUCGAUAUCACAGCAGCUUCAGUUUACUCAGGAGUCUUCACUCAGAUCUUUAAAGAGGAGAGAGGCCUGUACCAGGACAAGGUCUUCUGCUUUGUCCAUCUGAGUGUUCAGGAGUUUCUGGCUGCUCUUCAUGUUCAUCUGACCUUCAUCACCUCUGGAACAAAUCUGUUGUCAGAACCAACAACGAGCCAGUGGUCCAGACCAUUUAGAAAAAAACCUGAACUGAAUCAUCUGCACCAGAGUGCUGUGGGCGAGGCCUUACUGAGUCCAAAUGGACACCUGGACUUGUCCCUCCGCUUCCUCCUGGGUCUUUCACUGGAGACCAAUCAGAAGCUCUUAAGAGGUCUACUGACACAAACAGGAAGUGGUUUACAGACCAAUCAGGAAACAGUUGAGUACAUCAAGAAGAAGAUCAGUGAGAAUCUGUCAGCAGAGAGAAGCAUCAACCUGUUCCACUGUCUGAAUGAACUUAACCAUCGUUCUCUUGUGGAGGAGAUCCAAGAGUCCCUCACAUCAGGACGCCUGUCCACAGAGACACUGUCUCCAGCUCAGUGGUCAGCUCUGGUCUUCAUCUUACUGUCAUCAGGAAAAGAUCUGGAAGAGUUUGACCUGAAGAAAUACUCUGCUUCAGAGGAGGCUCUUCUGAAGCUGCUGCCGGUGGUCAAAGCCUCCAACAAAGCUCUACUGAGUGGCUGUAAACUCUCAGAGAGAAGCUGUGAAGCUCUGUCCUCAGUCCUCAGCACUGUGUCCUCUCGUCUGAGACACGUGGACCUGAGUAACAACGACCUGCAGGAUCCAGGAGUGAAGCUGCUGUGUGAUGGACUGAAGAGUCCUCACUGUUCUCUGGAGACUCUCAGAAUGAGUGGCUGUAACCUCUCAGAGAGAAGCUGUGAAGCUCUGUCCUCAGUCCUCAGCUCUGUGUCCUCUCGUCUGAGACACGUGGACCUGAGUAACAACGACCUGCAGGAUCCAGGAGUGAAGCUGCUGUGUGAUGGACUGAAGAGUCCUCACUGUUCUCUGGAGACUCUCAGUCUGUCAGGUUGUCUGGUCUCAGAUGAAGGAUGUUCUUCUCUGACCUCAGCUCUGAACUCCAACCCCUCCCAUCUGAGAGAACUGGACCUGAGUAACAACGACCUGCAGGAUCCAGGAGUGAAGCUGCUGUGUGAUGGACUGAAGAGUCCUCACUGUUCUCUGGAGACUCUCAGUCUGUCAGGUUGUCUGGUCUCAGAUGAAGGAUGUUCUUCUCUGACCUCAGCUCUGAACUCCAACCCCUCCCAUCUCAGAGAACUGGACCUGAGUAACAAUGACCUGCAGGAUCCAGGAGUGAAGCUGCUGUGUGAUGGACUGAAGAGUCCUCACUGUUCUCUGGAGACUCUCAGUCUGUCAGGUUGUCUGGUCUCAGAGGAAGGAUGUUCUUCUCUGACCUCAGCUCUGAACUCCAACCCCUCCCAUCUGAGAGAACUGGACCUGAGCUACAAUCAUCCAGGAGACUCAGGAGAGAAGCUGCUGUCUGCUGGACUGAAGAGUCCUCACUGGAGACUGGACACUCUCAGGAUGGACCAUGCUGGUGAGCAGUGGUUAAAACCUGGUCUCAGGAAGUAUUCAUGUGAACUGGAACUGGACACAAACACAAUGAACAGAAAACUCAAACUGUCUGACGACAACAGGAAAGUGACCCGUGUGACAGAAGAUCAGUGGUAUCCUGAUCAUCCAGACAGAUUUGAGUUCUGGUCUCAGCUGCUGUGUAGACCUGGUCUGACUGGUCGCUGUUACUGGGAGGUCGAGUGGAAAGGAACUGUUGAUAUAUCACUGAGUUACAGAGGAAUCAAGAGGAAAGGCAUCGGUUUUGACUGUUUGUUUGGAGAUAAUGAUCAGUCCUGGAGUCUGAUCUGCUCUGAUGUUCAUGGUAACUUUGUCCAUCACUGUGGGAUACGAACACCCAUCAUGUCCUCUGUCUCUCACAGAGUAUCAGUGUAUGUGGACUGUCCUGCUGGGACUCUGUCCUUCUACAGCGUCUCCUCUGACUCACUGAUCCACCUCCACACCUUCAGGACCACAUUCACUGAACCGGUUUAUCCUGGGUACCUUGUCUGUCCUGGUUCCUCAGUGUCUCUGUGUCCCCUGUAGGACAUGAAGAGACAGCAGCUUCAGUGGUGGACGAGGUCAAAGCUCGUCUCAGUCAUUCUUUGUUGAAACCAUCAAUAAAUAAAGACUUAAAAAAUCAA